CCCUUAGGCUGUGAGACACAAGCCCCAGCAAUGGGAGGAUUAAAAACCUCUCAAUUAAAAAAAGGGGGAGGGUAGUGUGGGCUGCACAAUUUAUAAAUAGACAUUGCCCAAGGCCGCCUGAUGAUGAAGUGGUUGUUAGUAAACCUUUCUCCUUUAAAGAUGCCAUUAUCAGAGACCAUUUAAAAAUACCAGCUUCGUUUUGUCUUUUCGGGGGAGAAUCCUGGGUUUCAAGUCAGCCCUGUUAGGUGAUAUUUCUCUCUGUUAGUCUUAGGAACAGGACUUCAAUGUUUUGAAUCACCUUUAAAUGGAGCACAAAGAUGAUGAUGAUGAUGAUGACGAUGUAUCUUUUGCCAAAUGGAUGAGCAGCUUCUGGGGUCACAGCUGGAGAGAGGAGGAUGAGAGAGGACCCCGGGAAUACCACCGACCACAAGACGCCAGUUACAGGAAAACCUCCCUGCCCUGCCCAUUUCCUAUGCUUCCUAGAAUGACAUCAUGUGACCACCAACCUCGAAGGCAUUCUCAUGAAGAUCAGGAAUUCCGAAACUGUGCUCACAUGCGAUAUUACAGGAAAUCCUCAGUGGAUGGAUCACUCAAGGAGUCACUGGAAUCAAAAGGAAGCUCUCAUUCCAAAAUUCAGGAGUUUUCAGAGUCCUUUGAACAGCAACUGUGCUUUAAAACCAAACACUCUGUCUCUCUGGGACCUGAGAGCAGAAAGGAAAGAAAUGAGAGAGAAUGUCUGAGGAUGGAGGUAAGAUCCCGCAAGAAGGUGGAAGAAAGAAGGAGCUCAGCCAAGGAAGAACCCCGAGAGGUAUCCAUGGCCUCCCUGGUUGAAAAAGGGCCGGAAUAGUUCUUUAUUUUUAUGUUGUGAUGACAGGCACCACUGGUCGUUUUGGGCCCAGUUCACCAUUCCAGGAGGGCAGGAUGGCAGCUGCAAAAGGGCAUCCCAGAUGCUGAGUGACAGAGGUGGGCGGUUGGAAUGGGGCUCUUCAAGAUGACUUGCGUCACCCUCCAACUGCUUCUGGCAUCUUGCUGGAGUGUAAUCUGCUUUUUUGCCUUUUCAUGGGAAUAAAAGAAUAAAAGGUAUUUUAAUAGAGUAAAGUAAUUUCUGAAAAUGCAAACGAAGAUUUUUAAAGAGCUACCCACGCAUCUUCACCAACUCUUCUUCCAUGACAACCUUGCAAUUCAUCUUAAAUAAAAGUCAUUGGUGUGA
Ictidomys tridecemlineatus (thirteen-lined ground squirrel) is the source of this 1210-nucleotide messenger RNA. Lineage: Eukaryota; Metazoa; Chordata; Mammalia; Rodentia; Sciuridae. The record is from RefSeq and is a predicted model, not a curated record.